Carassius gibelio (silver crucian carp) is the source of this 3935-nucleotide messenger RNA. RefSeq names its product apoptosis-inducing factor 3-like. The record is from RefSeq and is a predicted model, not a curated record. The transcript is spliced from 20 exons. Gene Ontology annotation, molecular function: oxidoreductase activity, acting on NAD(P)H; flavin adenine dinucleotide binding; 2 iron, 2 sulfur cluster binding. Gene Ontology annotation, cellular component: mitochondrion; cytoplasm. NCBI's taxonomy places the organism in Eukaryota, Metazoa, Chordata, Actinopteri, Cypriniformes, Cyprinidae. Gene Ontology annotation, biological process: execution phase of apoptosis. The coding region runs from base 477 to 2276 and encodes 599 amino acids.
UUCUUACAGGCGGCUCUGCUUUCUGGUGUGUGUGUGUGUGUGUGUGUGUCAGAGGUUUGUGGUGGGACUGUGCCUUGAUCUCGGGCUACUGCAGUAAAAGCGUGAGGAGGAGGCAGGAGAGGAGAGUGCUGCACUCUGGAAUUCUCCAUAGGAAAGAGGAAUAACACCAGUCCAGCUCCACAGAUAGCAUCGGACUGGAUCCCUAGUGAGAUUUUAGCGGGUUCCACAUCUCUGGCCUUAUGCAGAAAACUCUGAGCACACCUGAUUUAGACCAGACCAGGCUGUGUGUUAUGUAUAGUCGCUGAUCUCUGAGAUGGCCUUGUGGGCCCAACAGGCCCAAACAUCCCCCCUGCAGCACUGCUUCCAUCUCUUCCAGGCCCUGUGGCCCACCCUGUGAGUCUGAUCGGCCCAGCUCUGCUAACACCCAACCUGGGCUUCCCUAUCAUCGGGCCACCUGGCUUCACUCUGGGCCCACCAUGGGAGGAUGCCUCUCCAAACCCAAACCAGUAGAGAUCAAAGUUGAGCUCACUCUUUUGGACAAAGAGAAGGAGGUGGACCUGAUGUCUCCUAAUGGAAAGGCCAGUCCAUUUUCAGAAUGCAGACCCAAUGGAUCUAUGGGACACUGUUCAGACGAGGACACCAUGACACUGUGGCCACAGCGCAAACAUAGAGAUUACAUAGAGGCGUCUGUCUGCCAUGUAAAAGACCUUGAGAAUGGACAAAUGCGUGAGGUGGAUUUAGGGGCAGGUCGUGCUCUGCUCAUUAAGGAACAUGGAGAAUUCUUUGCCAUGGGACACAAGUGCCCACAUUAUGGUGCUCCACUGGUCAAAGGUGUGCUGUCAAAAGGCCAUGUGCGAUGUCCAUGGCAUGGGGCAUGCUUUAACAUCACUACGGGUGAUAUUGAGGAUUUUCCUGGCCUAGACAGUUUACCUACCUUCCAGGUCAGAGUCGAAAAGGAGAAGGUAAUAAUAAGAGCAGACAAGCAGGCCCUUCAGACUCAGCGGCGGUCAAAGGCCAUGUCAAAAUGUUCAGCUGUCAUCAAUUCCAGCACUGGAUUCAGCCACAUUCUCAUUAUUGGAUCAGGUCCUGCUGGUCUGGUCUGCGCUGAGACUCUGAGGCAGGAGGGUUUUACUGAUCGUAUAGUGAUGUGCACCAUGGACAAACAUCUGCCUUAUGACAGGCCUAAACUGAGUAAGUGUUUAGAGAGCACAGCUGAGCAGCUUCAGCUGCGCUCAUCUGACUUCUUUCAGAUGCACGACAUAGAGAUACUAUUAGAGAAAGAGGUUGUCUCCGUGGAUGUGAAGACACGGACUGUGACAUUUCGGGAUGGUUUUAAAAUGGAGUACCGAAAACUCUUCAUUGCCACAGGGAGCAGACCCAAACCUCUCAGCUACAAAGGCAAAGAUGUGGGAAAUGUGUUUCACCUCAGUACACCAGAAGAUGCCAACAGUAUCGCGACUCUCGCCAGCAGUAAGAAUGCCGUCAUUGUUGGAACCUCGUUUAUUGGCAUGGAAGUGGCAGCAGCUCUCACAGAUAAGGCUCACUCAGUGUCUGUGAUCGGCAUAGAGGCCAUGCCAUUCCGUAAAGCACUCGGAGAGAAAGUGGGAAAAGCCUUGAUGAAGUUGUUCGAGUCUAACAGGGUGAAGUUCUACAUGUUGAACGAAGUGUCAGAGAUGCAAGGGCAUAAUGGACAGUUAAAAGAAGUGGUUCUGAAAAGUGGCAAAGUCUUGAGAGCUGACGUCUGUGUUAUUGGUAUUGGCUCCAGUCCAGCCACAGCAUUCCUGAAGCAGAGCGGAGUGCACAUGGACUCCAAAGGAUUCAUCACAGUCAACAAGCUCAUGCAGACAAACAUUGAUGGGGUUUUCGCUGGGGGUGAUGUGGUAACGUACCCUCUAGCUUUACGUUGCAAUAAGAAGGUGAACAUACCCCACUGGCAAAUGGCUCAUGUACAUGGGAGAGUGGCUGCCCUUAGCAUGAUGGGAAAGGCCUCAGACAUUAAAACGGUGCCUUAUUUCUGGACAGCCAUGUUUGGGAAAAGCAUACGAUAUGCAGGUUAUGGAGAUGGCUUCGAUGAUGUCGUCAUCAAGGGGGAUUUGGACGAGCUGAAAUUUGUUGCAUUCUACACAAAGAGUGAGGAGGUGGUAGCCGUGGCCAGUGUGAACUACGACCCCAUUGUGUCACGGGUUGCAGAAGUCUUUGGAGCUGGAAAGACGAUUAGGAAACGUGAUGUGGAGACAGGAGACAUGUCAUGGCUGAUCGACAAAAGCUCGCAGUGAAGAUGUGAUCGGUUAAGCACAGCAAGCUCUUUGAGUUUUCUUGCCAAACUAGGACGAUCACCUGUAACAGAUGUAGUCUUAGUGCUUCAACUGCAGUUGGUUAAGUUGGACACUAGAUGGGAGACGUAAACUGUCCUAACCCGAGUACCUGGGCCGUGCCGAGGACAUCGUCCCCGUGACGUGGAACCUCUCCAGGCCUGGAUUCGUUCACAGCACUAACAAAUGAGCCAUACCUGGUUUUUAACCCUCUGUACUAGACAGGACAGCUCUCUGUUUCUCUUGUGGGUUGGUCGAAUCUUUUGCAUGAAGCAUCUGCCUGUACACAAUGUUCAUUGGAGAGCAGUUAAGUGGAAUUGUCAUGUUUUAUUUUGUACAUGGAACUUUGUAUAUAGCUGUUAACUGAAGAUACAUUCAAACAAUAAGGCUGCACUUUUUUCUACUGAACCUCUGCUACUGAAUAGUCAGGCUGAAGGAAUGAGAACAGAGCUGAUGUCUGGCUCACAUCGAAAUACGCAGCUUCGCUUGUGGCAGUUUGUAGAUGUAUGGAGAACAGAUGCAUGAUAAUUCAUAUGCAUAGGGCAUUAGUUUUCAUUAAGACUCUCCCAAAGGAUCUUAAUGUGGGAUCAUUAUUCAGGGAAAGUAACAAGGUCCAUAUGUCAAUGUCUAUGAAUAUAAAUCCAAUAUAAUAUAGUAUUAUCAUAUAUCAAAAUUCCCUAAAUGGUGAAUCUCAAACAAAAUCAAAAAGAAAAAAGUGUGUGUCUGUAUAUUGCUUAAAAACAUUAUCCCUGUUUUUAGGACCAUUACAUUUUUCAUACAUAUAUUGCAAUAAUAAGAAUUUGGAAAUAUAUAUAUACUAUAGAUACUAUAUUUGAACGAGACUGAAGUAACUGCUGCUAAAUUCAGCUGUUGCCAUCAGAAAUACAAUUUAUUGAAAAAUAUAUUUCAAGUUAUUUUAAAUUGGAAUAUAUACUUUUUUUUUUGAGGGCAUUAUUUUUUCACGAGAAUUAAGCACAUUCUCCUGAAUUUAACUUCAGCGUUUCACUUAUUACUACAAUUAUCUAUUACUUAUUUCUUUAUGCAAAAUAUAUAUCAAUUUGGUUUUCUUUUGUGAUUUCGGGGUUGGCGUGUUAUUGACAGGCUUCACAAAUCGCUGAAAUCUUUUAUUUAAUUCUCACGGCCAUCAAGCAUUUCAAGUGGAAAUUUACAGUGAAAACUCCACGGCAAUAAAGCGAUGCUGUCCUUUUGAAUGUUCUCCCCCCAAACUGAAGCAUGACCCCAUGCACCAUGACUGGCCUGAAUCACUCGCUGACCUUUAACUAUUACUAUAUACCUCUUGCUCAUGGGAACUUUGGUUGCCCUGCUAGUAAAUUGCACAAGACAACAAAUAUUUAAACCUAUUACUUUAUCUAUAGAAAUGCUCGUAUUAUAAGAGGAUUGUAUUUUCUGACUAAUCGUAAAAUGUGUUAUUGAUGACAGACUGAUAGAUUUUUGAUUGUAUUUUUAGAUUGUACUCAAUAACGAAUGCUUUUCUUGUAGCUCUGACCUCCUAUAGCUUUUCUUUGGUACUAACUCAGGGAAUGGAGGUUUCAGUUAUAUGGGACUGGUUCUGGUGGAGUAAUAUUAAUAAUAAAAAAAAGAUGAAUACAUUUGUUGCUAUAA